Tachyglossus aculeatus (Australian echidna) is the source of this 4983-nucleotide messenger RNA. RefSeq names its product WD repeat domain 11 (gene WDR11). Gene Ontology annotation, cellular component: cytoplasm. Gene Ontology annotation, molecular function: protein binding. Lineage: Eukaryota; Metazoa; Chordata; Mammalia; Monotremata; Tachyglossidae. The transcript has 29 exons. Bases 30 to 3710 code for a protein of 1226 amino acids. The record is from RefSeq and is a predicted model, not a curated record.
GAAGGAGGGGAGCGGAGGGCCCGGCCGCCAUGCUGCCCUUCACGGUGAACAUGAAGCUGUCGGCGCGGACCCUCAGCGGGGCCCUCAGCGCCCACAACCGAGCGGCCGCAGACUGGGGCUGGCAAGGAUUAAUUGCUUACGGAUGUCAUUCACUUGUACUAGUGAUUGAUUCCAAUACUGCCCAGACUCUUCAAGUCCUGGAAAAGCACAAAGCCAAUGUCGUCAAGGUUAAGUGGGCUAAAGAAAAUUACCAUCAUAAUAUCGGAUCGCCGUAUUCCUUACGGUUAGCAUCUGCCGACGUCAGCGGGAAGAUCAUCGUUUGGGAUGUGGCCACAGGAGUAGCUCGCUGUGAAAUUCAGGAACAUGCCAAACCUAUCCAAGACAUGCAGUGGUUAUGGACUCAAGAUGCUUCUCGAGAUUUAUUACUCGCUAUUCAUCCGCCAAACUACAUCGCGCUGUGGAAUGCAGACACCGGCACCAAACUGUGGAAGAAGAGUUACGCAGAAAACAUCCUCUCUUUUUCCUUUGACCCCUUCGAUCCGUCCCAUUUAACCCUGCUCACCAGUGAGGGUAUCGUGUUCAUCUCUGACUUUUCACCAUCAAAAGCGCCUGCCAGCUCCGGGAAAAAAGUCUACAUCUCCAGUCCGCACUCCAGCCCGGCUCACGGCAAUUUGGCCGCGACCACGGGAGCCAAAAAGGCCCUCAAUAAAGUGAAAAUUCUCAUCACUCAAGAGAAGCCCAGCGCCGAAUCUGUGACUCUCAACGACUGCCUGCAGCUGUCCUACCUGCCAUCGAAAAGAAACCACAUGCUACUGCUCUAUCCCCGAGAAAUUUUAAUCCUUGAUUUGGAGGUGAACCAGACUGUCGGCGUGAUUGCCAUCGAGAGGACCGGAGUGCCUUUUCUCCAGGUAAUCCCCUGCUUUCAACGGGAUGGACUGUUUUGCCUACAUGAGAACGGCUGUAUCACUUUAAGAGUUCGCAGGUCUUACAGCGCUACGACCGGCGUUCCAAAUGAGGAGCCGGAUACCGAUCCGGUUCAGGAGCUGACCUAUGACCUUCGAAGCCAGUGUGAUGCGAUUAGGGUGACCAAAACCGUUCGUCCGUUCAGCGCGGUCUGCUGCCCCGUCAACGAGAACUCCGCUGCCCUCGUCGUGAGCGAUGGCCGAGUGAUGAUAUGGGAGCUGAAGUCUUCCAUCUCUAGCCGGAACUCACGGAGCAGCUCGGGCACAUCGCCUUUGUAUUCCCCGGUGUCUUUCUGCGGGAUUCCUGUGGGACCACUGCAGAAUAAGCUCCCGGACCUUUCCUUAGACAACAUGAUCGGACAAAGCACAAUUGCCGGGGAAGAGCCUUCGAAAGGUUCCCUCUUUCAGGAAGUGCACUUGAAAUUUCUGCUGACAGGACUCCUUUCCGGACUUCCCUUGCCCCCAUUCGCCAUUCGAAUGUGCCCACCUCUUACCACAAAGAACAUAAAGCUCUAUCAGCCCCUCCUUGCCGUUGGUACAAGCACUGGAUCUGUUUUAGUGUAUCAUCUUACCAGUGGAUUAUUACACAAGGAAUUAAGCAUUCAUUCCUGUGAAGUCAAGGGCAUCGAGUGGACGAGUUUGACUGGUUUUCUUUCCUUUGCGACAUCAACCCCCAAUAAUUUGGGGUUAGUGAGAAAUGAACUGCAGCUGGUUGACCUUCCAACAGGCAGGAGCGUUGCCUUCCGUGGCGAACGAGGUAGCGAUGAACCGGCUAUUGAAAUGAUCAAAGUGUCUCAUUUGAAGCAGUACCUGGCUGUUGUAUUCAAAGAUAAACCGCUGGAACUGUGGGAUGUCAGGACCUGCACUCUGCUGAGAGAAAUGUCAAAAAAUUUUCCCACCAUAACUGCCUUGGAAUGGUCGCCGUCGCACAAUCUGAAGAGCCUGAGAAAGAAGCAGCUGGCCGCCCGAGAAGCCAUGGCCCGACAGACUGUGGUCUCUGAUACAGAGCUUGGCGUGGAGUCUUCGGUUAUAAGCUUGCUGCAGGAAGCCGAGAGUAAAUCUGAACUGAGCCAGAACAUCUCCGCUCGAGAACAUUUUGUCUUUACUGAUACCGACGGACAAGUUUAUCAUCUCACGGUGGAAGGGAACUCAGUGAAGGACAGUGCCCGGAUCCCACCUGAUGGGAGCAUGGGCAGCAUCACGUGCAUUGCCUGGAAAGGCGAUACGUUAGUCCUCGGUGACGUGGACGGAAAUUUAAACUUUUGGGAUUUGAAAGCCAGAGUAUCCAGAGGGAUCCCCACGCACCGAAGCUGGGUCAGGAAGAUCCGCUUUGCUCCUGGAAAAGGGAAUCAGAAACUAAUAGCCAUGUACAAUGAUGGAGCAGAAGUUUGGGAUACUAAAGAGGUUCAAAUGGUGAGCAGUUUAAGAAGCGGAAGAAACGUUACCUUCCGAAUCCUGGAUGUGGACUGGUGUACCUCAGAUAAAGUGAUCCUGGCGUCAGACGAUGGGUGCAUCCGAGUCUUAGAGAUGUCCAUGAAGUCGGCCUGCUUCAGGAUGGACGAGCAAGAAUUAACAGAGCCGGUGUGGUGUCCAUAUCUGCUGGUUCCCAAGGCCUCCUUUGCCUUAAAAGCGUUCCUGUUGCACCAGCCGUGGAAUGGGAAAUAUUCUCUGGACAUCGUAGAUGCUGCCUAUCCAGAGAAUGAAGAUACAACACACAUGCUUCAAGAGCAGUUAAAUUCAUUGUCCAAUGACAUCAAAAGACUUUUACUCGAUCCGGAAUUUACCAUCUUACAGCGGUGCCUCCUCGUCGCAAGGCUGUUUGGAGAUGAGUCGGAACUGCAUUUCUGGACCGUCGCCGCCCACUAUUUGCACAGCUUAUCCCAGGAAAGACCGCCGAGCACGAAAGCUACAGAUGAUGUCGUUACACCUCAGGAGAAAUUGGCCGACCCUCUAGAUAUAUGUUACGACAUUCUGUGUGAAAAUUCUUACUUCCAGAAAUUUCAGUUGGAAAGGGUAAAUUUGCAAGAGGGGAAGAGGUCAACCUAUGACCAUACGCGGAAAUGUGCCGACCAGCUCCUCCUCUUGGGCCAGCAGACUGACAGAGCGGUGCAGCUGCUGCUGGAGACGAGUCCUGAGAACCAGCAUUAUUACUGCGACUCCCUGAAGGCCUGCUUAGUCACGACAGUCACCUCCUCUGGUCCUUCCCAGAGCACCAUUAAGCUGGUAGCCACCAAUAUGAUAGCCAAUGGCAAAUUGGCAGAGGGAGUUCAGUUGCUCUGCCUGAUAGAUAAAGCUGCCGAUGCCUGUCGGUACUUGCAGACGUACGGCGAAUGGAAUCGUGCCGCGUGGCUUGCCAAGGUACGUUUGAAUUCAGAGGAAUGUGCGGACGUUUUGAAACGAUGGGUUGAUCACCUCUGCUCUCCACAAGUCAACCAGAAGUCAAAGGCCAUCCUUGUCCUGCUGUCCCUGGGCUGUUUCUUGAGAGUGGCGGAGAUGCUCCACAGCAUGAGGUAUUUUGAUAGAGCCGCUUUAUUUGUCGAAGCCUGCCUGAAGUAUGGGACAAUUGAGGAAAACGAAGACACGAAUAAACUGAUCCACGUUAUCUAUGCAGAUUAUGCCCGGAGUCUGAAGGUGUUGGGUUUUAAGCAGGGGGCUGCUCUUUUUGCCUUGAAAGCAGGAGCGGCUGGGAAAGAGUUAUUGACUGAGCUGGAGAGGCCCAAGGAGGACAGUGGAAUGACAGGGUGUUAAUGGAGACCGUAAAAAUCCCACAUUCCCAUCAGUGAGGGAUCAAGGGAUAAGUCGAUCUGGCUGUUAGCAGGCCAUAUCUCACAGAUUAUUGAGUUUCCAAUCAUGUUUUGUUUUCAUGCAGUUUCAAGUGCACACGUUGUCCCUUCUUUCUAGGUAUACGUGGAGGACAUGAGCAUUUAACACUUUUCAGAAACACGUGCUUUACGGGGUACUUCUCUUGAUAUAGACCCUCAAGCUUUGGGAGCGGGGAAGGGGGUGGAGAUUUAUAUCUUGCUUCGGGAUACAGAAAAAAAUCCCUGUUUCCAGUGCUUUUUUAAAAAAAAAAUUUAAAAGACAAAGCAUAGUUUCUGGCACCUGAGAGAUUAAAGGGAGUGUGGGAUUUUUGAAAGGCAAAGCGACAUAUGGAACGGGGAUUUCACCUUGGUGCUCUGGAUGUUUAGUAUUCGUCUAUAAUGCUGUCAGUUCGCUACCGGGAGAAAAUUGCCGGGGAAUAAAUACGGUCCACUGAGAUGGUCUUUACUGCUUUGGUCCUGCAAACGCAGCAGCCUUGUGAUUUUUUCUUCAUCCUCACCUUGUAAUUCUCUUGUUUCGAAUGACAUUUUCUGAGGCUCAGGUUUGUCAAAAGGCCAACUUUGUGUUGAAAGCUUAAAUCCAGUUCAUCACUUUGAACACCAGAAGCACUUUUGAAGUUGUCUUUUUUUCUUUUCCUAUUUAUGAAAUGUUUUCUUGGGGCAUCAAAAUAAUUUCGUUUAAAAAACCAUCCCUUUAAAAAUCAUUUCUUUGUCAUCUCUACAUAUCUGUUUUCUCUUUUGCACUGAAUGCUGUAUUUAACAGUUUAAUCACCCAAAUUAGACCGAAUUAGACGCACGCCUUUGACACCAAGAGGUAUAUUUUAAAAGAAAAUAUCUGUUGUGCAUUGAUAUGUUAAUGGAAUGCCCAUCAAAACGGUUUGCAGAAUUUCUUUUGACAUUCCUCAUUCGCUUUUGAUUAUUCUAACUCAAUUCAUUUCCCAAUGCGCUGGUAUUGCUACUUAGAAAAAGAUGAUUGUGGAGAAAUGUAAUAUUCAUAGAGUCAUAUUCCAGUUGCUUUAAAUCAGCAUCACUCUUCCAUAAGAAAAAAAAUGAAACUCGCAGUACCCAAAUGUGUUUGGAAUUACUGGUAACUCCGUUUCAAGUCGAACGGAUGAUCUUCCUAAAUUACUUCACAGAAUCACUUUCCUAAAUGUAUUUGAAGAUGUAAAUUCAUUUAUGAUUAAAAAUGUGACUGAUCUGCA